Messenger RNA from Aedes aegypti (yellow fever mosquito), 5751 nucleotides. Its product is annotated as leucine-rich repeat neuronal protein 2. Bases 2665 to 4686 code for a protein of 673 amino acids. The record is from RefSeq and is a predicted model, not a curated record. Gene Ontology annotation, molecular function: protein binding. Gene Ontology annotation, cellular component: extracellular matrix. Lineage: Eukaryota; Metazoa; Arthropoda; Insecta; Diptera; Culicidae. The transcript is spliced from 8 exons.
UCUUCAGUAGUGUGUCUGCCAUCGGGCAAAGCGCGCGCGUCUUCUGAUCUAGGGGUUAGUGAUUUGUUCCCGGUUUGAAUGCAGGAUUUGCGAAAAAAUCACGUACCCGACAGAGCUUGUGUUGACGACGACGACGAGUGGACGUAAAUUUUGCACCGCGUGGAAAUCGAUACUGUUGGGCAGUUGAAAGUGGGAAAAUUUUUCGCAGGAUGUGUCUUUGCUAGAGUUGGGCGAGAAAAGCGAGAAGAACUCGGAUCGGGAAAAUUUUUGACGAGUAUAAAUAUGCAAUUUUUUGCUUGAAUUCAAGAAGCAAUCCACUGUUGAGGAACGGUGAAACGUGAUGAAGUGACCGAAGGGAGCUCAGGGAAGCACUGAUUUGUUGAUAGUGAUUCCGGCAAACAUGCACGUGGAAUGUGAAACGUGAACGUGUUCGGUUUCCGUGCCAGACUUGGUGAAGUUAGCAUCAUCGACGAGAUUUCGUUCGUUCGUUGGCAGCAAAGCAAGAUAGUGAAAAUCACACCGGCAGUGAAAAAAAAACCUUUUACAGGACGGUGAAAAUGAGGUUGGCCAAGUGAAUAAUGUGAAUGGGCAGUUCGGUGGAUUGGUUGUCAUUCGAGAAGCGGAUGCAACGUUAAAAAAGAGUAACCGAUCACAGAAGAGCACAUAAAAAGGCCGAUCGUUUAGUGGGAAAUUGAAUUUUAUUACCGGACCCCGGGGGAAGUCAAAGUCUGUCGCAACAGCGGAAGAAGCGAAGAGAGAACCCACAAAACAUGUCCCACUGCUGGGCCCAGAAUAAAUGCUGCGUGGGCGGAAGAGGUGCCGAAGAAGAACGAAACCUUUUGUGAGAGGGGCACAGUGCCAGUGAGUGGCGUAAGAGGCAUUUUCGGUCCAUUGUUAUGCUAAUACCAAUGUUUAACAAAUUUCACGCAUUGCAAUAAAGUUUUAGUGUGGUCGGUCGAGUUUGCUGCCGAGCCGACUAGUGGUGGGAAGAAGAUUUGAAUCGAAUGGAUUGUUCUAGUCUGCUCAAGUGGUUCUUCUGAUGUGAAAUACGGAAAACGAAAAACACAAAUGGUGAACGGAAAUUGAAAACCCAGUCAGUGCUAGAGGGGAAAAGACGAGUAUCGUUCCGGCAAAUAAACCUCAGCCACCGCCGGAAGAAACCCUUGACGAGGACGAUUCAUGGGACGACUACAGCAACGGAAAAAGGCACGACUUGGGCGUAUUGAGUAUAAAACUAGGGGACUGCAGCCAUAAGAAGUCGGGACGUUGUGAAUGAUUGGAUAAUUGGCGUCAGUGAAAUUAAUUGAGGGGUGUAUUCACGUUGGGUGAAGGUUCUGCAGGUGGAACGGGUGAGUUUUGUUGCAGACCGUGAAAUUCCGAAUAAACGCUGAAAAGUGAAAACUCUUCGGAGCAGUUUCGCGUGGUUGGGCGCAAUAUUUGAAUUGAAAGAAAACUGUGACAAGGGUAUUUCUAGACUGCUUAGUGUUGGUGAAGUGCAGGACGAUGCUUCAAAUAACUUGAAGGGGAAAAAAGCCAACCGAACGAGAUCCACAUUCACAGAUAUUCAGACAGCCCCCAGCCCCAAUCUCGUGGGUUUCCAGAGAAGGGCAUGAAAGUCAGCACUUUCACAACGGAAAGUAAAUUUCGAUGAAUAAUGAGUAAACGCAGCAUUUCGGACUAACGACGAAUAAGGAAGGGGCCCGGUCCGUUUUCGCCAAGGAGCCCAAAAUAAAUAAAUUACUCUCCGGGUUUUGAACAGUCGACAAAAAUCAACCUCAUUUUGGUUGGUCGGUUGGUGAAUCCCCCCACCACCCACUCUGUUAGACCGAGGAGUAAUAUUAGCAGAAUCGUUUCCACAGGGAAGAUUCCGCAACAGGAGGAGGAAGAUAACAAAGCAUAACUUUAUGUUUACGAUCUUGCACGACAGGGACAGCAACACUCACGGCGUCCAGUUCCCCAAUGUUCAACCUUAAACCAAAUGGGCAGCCAUAUUUUUGAAAAGGAAAGCAAACUCAAAACACACCCCACCGAAAAGCGUCUGGUCCGGCCUGUCGCACCCCAACAGCUCUUGCCUGGCUGCACAGAUAUUGAAUAUUUAAAUUCAGGACCGUGAAAUUGAAAGUGAACUUCCUGGACGAGUUGGAAGAAAGAAAAGCCGGAAUCUAAUAAGUGCUCGUGAUUCUUGUGCUGCCACUUGGAUUUUUAAUAAUUUUAACUUACGGACAUUCUCGUUGGGGGCGUAUGUUGGCAUCGGCUUCCUGUUUUGCUACUCGGAGGGGGAAAAAGAAGUCCGGAACUAUGUAAAUAAAUAUCAAAUUUAUGCAAAUGUGGCAAGCGAAGAUAACGAGGAUACGACAACACUAAAUCUGGAUCUUAACUGAGCAGAACCAAAUGGCAGCCGUGAUUUGAAGGAAUUCAGUCACUCAUCGCACACUACGUGGCAUUUUCCAUUUCAACUGUCACAUGCAUCAAUAUUUUUUAGUCCAAUGCAAUUGUUUCAGAUGCCCAGCGAAGAAAUCAGCCGCCGCAUAUAAUUGAAUCCAACACUUCGGACCGCCCCCACCUACAAGCUCAAGACAGCAACAGGAAACUUGAAGACGGAACACCAUUUAUCUCCGAGGGCGGCGAGGCGGCGAAGGCGGCAGAUAAGUUGACAACAGAGCCAUGACAGUGUCAUCGUCACCACCGUUCCCCAAGGCGACAACCGUUUGUCCCUCCCGAUGGACGGGCCGACAAUGUCUCGUCGCCACACUGCUGGUGCUGUUGAUUUGCAUACCGAGGCAGAUAAUUGGAUUCUGUCCGUCACUGUGUACCUGCGAGGCCGAUCGCAAUCUUCGGACGUCUUGUAUCAACGCAUCCCUCGAGGUCGUUCCGAUCCAGCUGAAUCCGGACGUGCGACACAUCAAUCUCAGCUCCAACGCAAUUACCAAUGUGCACUUUACUCUGGGGUUCUACAGCCAGCUGGAGAUGCUGGACAUCUCCCAUAACCGGCUGGACUCGCUUGGGUCCAAGAAUUUCGAAGCCCAAGAAAAGCUCAAAGUUCUCAACCUGAGCGAAAACGUUCUCACUAGCCUGCUCAAGGACACCUUCAAAGGUCUGAAGCAGCUGGAGAUUCUCAAACUGAACAACAACCGGAUCGAGAAGAUCCAUCCGACGGCCUUCCACGGCUUAGCGAAUCUUCUGGAGCUGGACCUAAACAAUAAUCUGAUAGUAAGCUUCGAAGAUGAGGUGUUUAAACCCCUCACGACGCUCGAGAGGCUUUCCCUAAAGAAUAAUCAAAUACUAGAAGUGCCAUACGAUACGAAUUUAGAACACUUGCGGUUACUGCAAUUUUUGGAUUUGUCCACCAAUCUGAUUGAAUUUGUCAGUAAUGACAGUUUUGUGGCGUUGCGAGAGCUUCGGACACUGAAGCUGGAUGUAAAUGUGCUGACCGAGCUGGACUUGGGCUCUUUCAAUGGGCUGAACGCACUGAAGCAUUUGGAUCUGGCCGACAAUAAUUUGACGGUCGUCCCAACGGUGCAGCUCUCCAAGUUGUACAAUCUAACCACACUUUCGCUGAGCGGUAACUCGUUCAGUCAUCUGGCAGCCGUAUCGUUUCUGAACCUGUUCCACCUCCGGGAGCUCCACUUGAACCGGCUGGAUCUGCUCGAGCGCAUCGACGCACGAGCCUUCGUCGAUAACACGUACCUCCAAAUCCUUUCGCUGGACGACAACCCUUCGUUCAGUGAUCUUCCUCUGCGACUGUUCUAUGGCAAUCCAAAUUUGAUUGAUAUCUCGAUGCGUCGAAAUGCUCUGGUUUCGCUGGAUGCAGUUCAGUUUCCUCUGGACAGAUUACAACGAUUGAAACUGGCAGGAAAUCCGCUGGUUUGCAACUGUUCUAUCCGAUGGCUGUGGCGUUUAGUUACCGGAACCGUAGACGAAGAUGACAGUGAUGGCGUGGGCAUCGUGGGCAGAAAUGGUGACAGUUUGGCGAACAUUACCACAGUGCUGAUGAUCGAUAAGGACGAAAUUGGAUGUGAUCAGAACGAAGAUGGGUUGGUGACGAGAAGAAUCCUGAGAAAUAUGUCCGAAGGGGACAUAAACUGUCCCGCACAUUUGGUAACGGUUAUCAGUGUGAUAGCUAGUGUUCUGUUGGUGCUUGUGGUUGCACUAGUUAUGAUUUUCUAUCGAAAGAAGUUUAGGCAGCGGAAAAAGAUACUACAAGAAAGAAAGAAUGUACACGAGAGGAUAGUACCUCAGAAGGUAGACAAGCUAGAGUUGGAACGAUAUCUUGCACAACAAGUAUUGGCUAAUGACUACCGAGAACUAAGACCUUGCGAUGCUACCAUUAGAUAUGACUCUAAGAGCUCGACACAACCUCUCCGAACUCCUGAUCCAGAAGAAUCCGAUCACUACGAAAACAUUGAUUACCUCCAACAUCAGCGAGCUUUGAACCAUCACAGUCAUCCGUAUCAUCAAAACCAACACACCCAUCCCUACCACCAACAAGCUCAGAAUAUACCAACCAUGACCCUCCAGAAUCCCAACCAAUAUUCUCAAAAGUAUCCUCCGUUGAACCAAACGGCCACUAAUACCCUUCCAGUGCCUCCUCAACAGCAGCGAAAUGCACAAAACCACCCUUACUCAACGAACUUCUUCAUUUACGUGCUAUAUUCGCAUUUCAUCUUCCUGUUGUUGAUAUUAUGAUGAAUUACAGUAACUAACCGGUCUAGAUCAUCAACCCCGAGCUCAAAACGCUGUGUAAAAAUAUUUCUAGCUGGAAGUUUCGUUUGUUAGGUCAAAUAAUGUUCAAGUUCUAUUGUUUUCAACCCCAUUCGCGAAUACGUACACAAACUAAAUGUUGACAAAAAAUAAACAAACACCAACGCUGCAUACAAUCAUUCUAACUCACACAGAAAGAGAUCAUCUAUUUCAUAUAUUCAUCGCUAGCAAGAAACAUAAACGGUAAAAGACAAUUUAUUCGUAACGAUAUACAUGCAAGAAGACAAGUGAAAGCAAACAGAAUAGAAAGUAGCAAACAAAAGGAGAGGAUAUAAUCUAUUUUGUACAGUCAUUUUUCAUAUUUAUAAGUGAAUUCUUCAAUCAAAUUGUAAUGUACAUUCAGAUGCAAUAAUAACUUAAAUAGUCUAGGAAAAACAAAACUCAGUUGUUGCGACGACUAACCCGAGCAGCUCGUUCUGAUUUACUUUGUUACAUAUUUUCCGUUUCCCAUAAUUUGUUCUGCCAUACUAGCACUGUAAGUUUUUGAUUUAACUUUUGAACUAAGCAAUCGUUAUCCGUACUUUAUUACGACAGAUGAUAAGAACUACAAUUAGAAGGGAAACACAAUACGCAAAAGUCAACUAAUUCAAAGAAUAAAACAUUUUUGAUACCAUUUUCACUCAUUUCGAAUAAAAUUCUUGUCCAAGUAAUACUCUGAACGGGCAUAAAAAAACAACAAAUGAAUCACAUUUUCUACACCGAAAACAUAAAAGACAAGAUAAGCCGAAAGCAAACCACAACAACAUUAGAGUUAAGCAGAAAAAACUACAAAACAAAAUUUAAACAGAGAAAUUUCAAAUGCUUCAUCAUUGAUAUAAGCAAAGAAAAAACGCGUGGAAAAGGAGCCAAUAAAAUAAACUAUUUAACGAAGGAUUUUUGGUGAAGCUAACCAGCAAAACCGUAACAAACAACCACACAUGCUAUGUUCUAAUAUAAGUUGUUAUAAGACUGAAGACUAUUGCGCAAAAUAAAGGAUGGAAUAUUGAAAAA